UAGCUGGGAGUGUGCUGCUGCCACAAGAAAACUUAUGUGACCUGCCUGUGAAGACAUUUUUAUAGCGGAAGUUUGAGAGUUGAUUUCCCAAGCAGUUUCUGCUUUGUCCAGAAUAUGUUUUUUUAAGAAGUAUGUGUAACUUAUGCAGUCUAAAUGUUUGUGGCUUGGGUUGUUUUUUUUUUUUAAUAAACUCAGAAUAAAUUUCCUUUGAUCUCAGGGAUGAGCUGCCUGGCUGCCUAAUGUACAUAGUGUGAGCCAUUAGAGUUUGUUAUGUGACAGUCACUACACAAGGCAGAAGAGAAUGGUUGGUUUGGUUUUUAAUCUGCUGGAAGAAGACCUUGUUUCUCUCAGCACCCAGAUUUUAUCUGUGUCAUAAAAACGUAUGCUGUUGGAUCACCAUGGCAAGGAGACAGCUCUGCACACACAGGAUUUGCCCCAGGGAAUUGUGGUUGUUUUUUACCUCCCUAUGUGGAAAAAAGCAGUUUUCCUCACCUGCAUGACUUCUUUGCCAGUGAAGAAGACUGAUUUUUCAGGGUUUUUUUUCUGUAUUUUGGCAGUACCUCCUAUGAACUGGUUACUAGUACAUCUUGCAUGGAAGUUGGCCAGAGGCAUAAGAGAUUUUACUCAGCAAUUGGCAGUAGUACUCUUACCUUGUGCAAGGUAAAAAGCCAAGUUUCAUCUGUGUUUUGCUAUGCAUGAGAGGCACGAGUUCAGCUCUUGCUCAGUGAUGAAGAGGUCCCAAAUAACCAUGCAUUUUACUGCCCUGCAAAACAGAGUACACAGGGGUUUUCAGCAUCCUGAGAGGAUUUGCAGAAAAACAGAAAACAUGGAGAAAAUGCGUGCCUUUUGCAAUAAAACAAGAGUGGGAAUGUUUUUGAAUAGUCUUUGUUUUUGUUUUUUUCAGGUUUACACUAUCAACUUGGAAUCUCGCUAUAUACUGGUACAAGGAGUUCCUGCAUUAGGUGUUAUGAAGGAAUUAGUGGAACAAUUUGCAUUAUAUGGUGCCAUUGAGGAAUAUCAUGCUCUAGAUGAAUAUCCUGCAGAGCAGUUUACUGAAGUGUACCUUAUAAAAUUCAAAAAACUGCAAUGUGCAAGGGUAGCCAAGAAAAAAAUGGAUGAACGAAGUUUCUUUGGUAGUUUGCUGCACGUGUGCUAUGCUCCAGAAUUUGAAACAGUCCAAGAAACCAGAGAGAAGUUGCAGGAUAGAAGAAAGUAUAUAGCAAAAGCAACAAAUCAAAGAGAUUGCUUUAUGUUAAAGAAAGUAGAAGGCCCUAAGAAGACAGCCUCAAAUACCUCUGAGCAUGACUGCCCAUGGAGUACAUCAGGAUCAAGUACAGCCAGUAACUGGGAUCCAUCCUGCUUUACAAGUUCUCCUGGGGUACCCCACAACACAGCAUAUCCAGCUGGGAAUCAGAAUCAGAGCCUGUUAACACCUCCACACUAUGAUAACAAUUGUGCUGAAAUUUCUGGGUACUUUGGUCAAAACACAUCUUUAACUCCAAGUGUCCAUCCAGGAGUGUGCACUCCACCAGCUUCCUCAAUGCAGCACAGAAAGGUUCCAGCUUGCAAUGGAAUUGAGAGGUUUAUGCCUCGUACAACUCACCUACAAGAACGUAAGAGGAAGAGAGAAGAAGGUAACAAGUUUUCCCUCAUUGGAACAAGUGAGGACAAUACUGAAGUUGUUAUUGGUCCACAACUACCAGAAAUACCUAAAGUGGAUAUGGAUGAUGAGUCUUUGAAUACUUCAGCUACAUUAAUUCGAAAUAAACUGAAAGAGGUAUGGGUUCUUAAAGCUCUGAUAGUUCAAACAUGGGCGCUUGUUAUACAUAAAAAUAGUGACUAUCUGAUAGCUUUAUUCAGCAUUUACUCAUUAUCACUUUAUCUGCCACUUAAAGCUAGUGCUCUUACUAUUUAACUUCUCCACAAUCUAGAAUAUUGCAGGCAAUUCCACUCCAGACCUCUUACAUUACACUUGAGAAAGUGUAAAUGUCAGUGCAUGUUCUUAUGUGAUUUUUCAUAAACCACUUUUUUUUCCCUUGUGAAAGCAUGAUAAUUUUGCAGGUAGUCCUCCUCACUCCAGUGUGCUACUUGUAUCUGGUUUCUGAAAGGAAAAGAAUGGAGGUCUGAGUUCAAUGUAAUGUUGCUCCAACAUUUCUUAUGCCAUUAAAAGCUGUACAGAAUCAUUAAUUCCAUGCUGAGAAGCACGUGUUAAGCUAUGUACCCUUUUAUGGAGAAUAUUAAUCAAUUAGCAGGUCAGACAUUCCUGAUACAUUUCAUUAAGGUAUGAAAAUGCUCCCUUGACUGACUAGAUUGAUUUGAAAGUGUGUGUCUAAUAAGUAAGCACCCUUUAUAUUAAAUACCUUCCUAAAAUACAUGUCAAAAUGCAAAUUUCUGCUUUUCCUUUGUUUUCUGAAAUACCUGAGUUUAUAAAGCACCUUAAACCUUGCUUAAAAACACCUGGUAGGAAGAAGGGAGAUGACAUAUGUAAUACUGUAUCACUGACUAUCUGAAAUCAGUUUGUGUAGUUAAAUACAAAAAUGGUAGUGCUGAAUCUCCUGAGUUUCACACCUCUUGUGUUUAAUGCUGCCUUUGGUGUUACUUUCUUCCUCUAGUCAGCAGGAAAAUUCAAUACAAGUGUGAUGAUAGUAAUAAAUGGCUCCCAAUACUCAAAUCUUGGAGAUGUGGCCUUACUCUAAAAUGAGCAUUAAAAAAGUAAUGGUUACAGGUUACUAAAUUUUUUUCCCCUCCAAUUUAGGUAGCAGAUUCUGUUUCAACAUCUGUGGAAAAGCCAGAGAGCAGCUCGGCCAAACCAGUUGUAAAGCAGAGAAGACGAAUAUAGAUACUGCUG
Molecule: messenger RNA, 2848 nt
Organism: Zonotrichia albicollis (white-throated sparrow)
Lineage: Eukaryota; Metazoa; Chordata; Aves; Passeriformes; Passerellidae
Source: RefSeq, a predicted model, not a curated record